UUAUCCUCGAGAGGGAGCCACGCGCGGCUUUUUCUUCGUGUCCUUUGUGGUCGCUGCAGAUGUGAAAAAUCAAAUAAUUAAAUCGACAAAAUGUCAAUUUACUAAGCGAAAAGAAAGGCAUUUUAUACAAUGAUUCCAUUACAUGAAGAUUGUAAGUAUUGUUGGAUACGAGCAAUCACUUUUCAAGUUGGCAUAUUCAAGUAAUACUUGAUGAUAUGCCACUCGACAAUUCUCGCAUCAAUGGAUUUAAAAAAUUGAUUGAAUUUCUGAGAGAUGAUAUAGACAUCAAUCUUAAAACAAGAUUUUUUAAAACAUCAUUAAUGCAAAUCCAGAAAGAAGGAAAGAGAAUUGUCCAAGUUUUACAGCAUCAAGGCAGAGAGAGAUAUCAUCCUGCCAAUGCAACUCAAAUCUGUGCCAGCUUACCAUGAGAAAGAAUUCACUCCAAAAUCAAAUAAACAAAGGCAAGUUUGGCCAUUACUGUAGAUGUUAGAAGUUAAAGAUGUCAAGAACAUCAGAUUACAAAUUACAUGUGUCAUUACUUUUAUGCUGUGACUACCUUUUGGAAAAUAAAAAUUCAAAUAUAACGAAGAUGUUUGUAUUAUGCUAAACAGAAAUUCAAUAUAUAUCUGGAAGUGAUAAACCACUGUCUCCAAGACUGACGCUUAAGUUUCAGUCUAUUAGAUCAAGGAAUGAAAAGAUAUCUGGAGGAUAUAAAACUAAUGACAUCAAUUCAUCGUAUCUUAAAUAUCCUUCUUAUUAUGUUACAAUGGAAACCAAAAGUGAUGUAUAUGAAUUCCGCAAAGAUGAUGGCUCUGUGUCUUCCACUCAUAGUUCCACUUCCACAUCUGACUGUGACUUAUACGACCCUAAAUUAGAUGUUGUAACUAGUAGUAGCAGCCAAGAUAUAGAAAAUAAUUCAUUUAUGAAAGACAAUAAGAAAACUGCCGACGAGACGGGGAACGGUGAAGUAGUGAAUCGUAACGAGAAGGCCGACAAUUCGGAUUCUGGAAGAUUAAAUGGUAAUCGUGUAUCUUCCGAUAGUAAUACUAAGGAAUAUGAUUGCAGCAGUGAAAUGGAAAAGGAAGAAAGUAGACGUAAAAGAAGAAAAAGCAAUGAUAACGCUAAUAUAAAUAGACAUAAUCAUCCUUCUGUCGGUGUUCAGCGAUAUCAUAGAAGUCAAGGAAAUAGGGUUAAUCACCAAUCUGAAGGACAUUCGGAACAGAGAAGUCCGAAAUCUAAAAAACGAGGAAGUAUCUCCAGUUCUGAAACAGAGAGUAAUCAUAGUGAAGGUGAAAACGAGGCACAGGAACGUACUUUCUCUAGUGACGUAACUUCUUUGUCUCAGAACGGAAACUCUGUUCCUCAUUCACCUAAGGUUCCUCCUUUAAAAAUUGUAAUUCCGUCUGGUUCAGGAUCGUUGGAAUCAGAAACGAGGGAAAGAAGUAAAGUGUCUUCUUCCAAGCAAGCUUUGCCUUAUGUUGUUAAUACAGCUGCCGAAUCUUCAGAAAGUGGUUGUGUAGAAUCAUCGACAAAUAAUUCUGUUCAGCCUGAAAAUUCUAAGGAAACUAAAUCUGAAGUAUCAUCUACAAAAUCAAAGGAUGAAUCGCAUCCUCCAGAAGAACGCUUCCAGAGAGUGACUAGGAGUAGUCAUCGUAUUCAGGCAGCUUUAGCGGGUACUUCAACCAACAAUCAUGCAUCUAAUGACCCAAAUCCUCAUUCGCAAAUGGUGUCUUCCAGUGCCCAAAAGGGAGAACUAUCCGGUGAUAGUUCGACAGACGAACAUAAUCAACAGCAAGCCGAGGUACAUCCUCGUAAAAGAAAACUAAGGCAGCGAGAAAAUGCUUCAGAAAACACACAGCAACCUUCGUCGUCGUCGUCAUUUUCGUCGACAACAACAUUGACUUUAGAGGAUCCGCAGCAGCAAUCGCAGUUGUUAAAUUGUUAUCAGAUGUAUCUGAAUAUAAGGAAACAGGUUGAUAAAAGAAGAAGUACAAUGUUUGUGGUACAUCCGAAACCGCCACAAGGAUUUAAAGAUUACUUACUAAAUAGGUGUUCGUACGUGUUGGAAGGAAAUGCAGCGAGUCGUUUAAAUGUGCCAAUGAUUCCUCCACCUCAGUCGUUGAAUGGUUCAAUAAAAGAAUUAUUUAUUCAGCAAGAAAAGGAACGUUAUAAAUUAAGACUGCAACAUCUUAUUGAAAGAGAGAAAUUAGUUCUCUCGGCUGAACAAGAAAUUCUCCGUGUUCAUGGCAGAGCAGCAAGAGCAAUGGCAAAUCAGACAGUCCCUUUCUCUGCUUGUAGCAUUCUUAAAGAUGAGGAAAUAUAUAAUGUACUAGAAUUUGAACAGGACGAUAAAGAUAAAACUGUAAGAUCUAGAUAUAACGGUAGACUCUUUCUAUCUUGGUUACAAGACGUCGACGACAAAUGGGAAAAAAUUAAGGAAGCCAUGUUACUUCGUCACCACAAUGAAGCAGAGUCAUUACAUGCCGUUCAGAAAUUAGACUGGGAGUGGAAAUUGAAAGAAUUAGGACUGUGUGAUGUGAAAACUAUUCCAGCCAUUGACGAUAUUUAUGUGCCCAUAGUACACGUCAGUGACGAUUUCGAUCUACUGCCUGCAUAACUGUGCCUCAAAAUAAACCAUUUUCUCAAAUUAUAAUAAUCCUCAUGCUAAAAAAUGUGAGAUUGACAAACUGAUAAACAUUUUUAUAGAAUUCCUAAUAUCAUAACUUAGUGAUUUCCAACUUACUAAUAAAUCAUUCUAAUGUUCACAUUUACGAUAAAAUUAGUUAAUUAUUCAUAUUUUUUUAAUUAAUUAAUAACCUUUACGUAUAUUAUUCCAAUUAAAAUUUUACCUAAGAUGUGACUAACGAAUAAAAUUCUUAGAUUAAUUAGGUAAGUUUAACAUAGAACUGUACAUAGCGUCUUUAUAUUCAUUUAACAGUUAUGAUCUCAAUUGUAAGUUCUUUUGGAUCGAAUAGCAGGAAGGAAACAUUGUCACGUUAAUAUUUUCAACAAAACGUUCUCAUUGUGGCAAUUUUUAAAAUCUCUAUAGACUAACCGAUUAUCAUUUUGUAACCUCACUCCCAAGAAUGACUUACCAGGUACGUUAGUGCAAACGUGACUACGUCGUCUUCAUAUAUUUUUUAUCUUAAUUAGCUUCCAUAUUAUAUCAAUGUGAAACAAGUUAUGCAGUUUUUAUUUUAUAAAUGGAAUAAGUAGAGAUCAUAGCACAUUGUACAUAUUUGUACAAAUAGAAAUUUGUAUGUUAGCAACAAAACAGGCAAAGAAACUCGUGACGGAGGGAUUCGUCAUCUUUGGGAUCUUUCCACGUUCGACAUUUGGAGUCAAAUCGCUUCAGCAAUUAGUUAUUAGAAGAUGCAGGCAAAGCCUUGUUUACUGUAAGUUAUAUUUUUAAUAUUUUGUUUUGUGUUCUUUUUUUGAAUUGUACUCAAAGUAGUUUUCAAAACUUUAUACUCCUCCUAUUUAAAGAUAAGGAAUUUAAAUUUUUUUUGUUUUGAUAUCAAUGGAAACAUUAUUAUUUUUGCAAUUAGAAUUUUAUGCUGUAAAAUAUAUGACAUACAGACAAGAAUUUACAUUAAAUAUGAUCAUUUAGUUCUGAGAUCUAAAAAGUAAUAUUCAAAAUAGCGAUUUCUUUAAUGAAUGAAAAACUUUUAUCAUAUACUCAAUUAUAAAUUCAGAAAAAUUUAGAAACAUUUUGAGCUUAUUAGGCUCAAAAUGUUUCUAAAAAUACAUUAUUUUAUAUAUAUGCAAAAAAUUAAAUUCUCAUCACUCAUUAAAAAGUAAUGGAUUCUAACGCCACAUCAAAUAAUAAGGAUGUUGGCCAGCAUAAUUGCCGUAAGUGAGGUACUGAGUGUUGCAGUUGUUCAAUUUAAAUAUGAAUGCCGUGGCGUUCUAUCUUUGAUUGUAUGUAUUGUCGGCCUCUAAUGCAAAAAUGUGAAUUUCUGGCGGAAGUAUUAUCAUUUUAUCAAUAUAAUUUUUACAGAUUUUUUUAAAAUUUCAUUUUUCAUUUGCCAAGUUUCCUUAAUCGAGAUACAAUUUGAUAAAUUGUGAACAAAUCAUUCGUUUUUGUAGAUUUGUGUUUGCCAAUAAAUUGUAGGAAUGUUGCAAAAGGGCGAUGAGGACAUUUUGCACCGCUCGUUCUUGUCAUUGUAACAGUUUAACAUGUAAUGAUCUGUUGCUAAAUAUUAGAAAUAAAAUGUAGAAAUUA
Centruroides sculpturatus (bark scorpion) is the source of this 4225-nucleotide messenger RNA. Its product is annotated as ankyrin repeat domain-containing protein 12-like. The transcript has 10 exons. Gene Ontology annotation, cellular component: nucleoplasm. The record is from RefSeq and is a predicted model, not a curated record. The coding region runs from base 767 to 2617 and encodes 616 amino acids. Lineage: Eukaryota; Metazoa; Arthropoda; Arachnida; Scorpiones; Buthidae.